Messenger RNA from Ictidomys tridecemlineatus (thirteen-lined ground squirrel), 1470 nucleotides. The record is from RefSeq and is a predicted model, not a curated record. NCBI's taxonomy places the organism in Eukaryota, Metazoa, Chordata, Mammalia, Rodentia, Sciuridae.
AGAACUUGGACGGAAAUUAUAACAAAUAGCUAAAUUGGAAACCGAUAUCAUGCUCUGUUGUCCUUCUCUCUGUUACCUCGGACCUGACCUGAAAAGACUAAAUUCACAGAAUUUGAGGUUUGUAGUUUUUUUUUUUUAAUACCUGUUUUGUUUUGUUUUAAAAUUUCUAUCAAGAGCCAGACAUUUGGAUAAAGAAGAAAUGAACAAAUGUAUGGAUUUCUGCUGAGAGUCAAGGAUUUUGGAAAGGUGGAGUUUAUUUACUGUAUGAAUAUUCUGCCCCCAAAGCCUUGCUCUGAAAUGUAGUGGAUUCCCUCACCCUGGAGGGGUAUGGCAGCAGGCUGGGUCACUUGGCUGAAAUACUACAACGCUAAUUUAGACAUCAUAAGGGGACUGAAUGAAGUGUAAGAUCACUUCCAAACUUAAGAGCCUGGAACUCUAGGAGACGGCAGCCCAGGGAAGCUAAAGCAGCUCCCGGGCUGUGAGUUGACCUAAAAUAUUCCAACUUAACCUGAGGACCCCAGAUCAAAGCUGCACCUUGCCUUGAAGACUCAGCCUGCUGGUGCCGGCGCACCGAGGUUAGAGCUACCGAGGAGAGACCCAUCUGCAAGAAGCUGCUGGACCAGUUUGUGGUCUUGUGUAACCCGAGCGCUGAGUUGCGGGACUUCAGAUAAAAGAGCUUGAACUCAAACUACAUCUGGCUUCCAGGUCCCACCAGUCGCCCAGGAGUUCUGGGGAAGAGAGGAGUUUUGGGUCAUCUCACAUUCGGACAGUCAAGCUGUGGGGACAGGACCUCAGGCUCUGGGCUGAGACCUGGGAAGCCCUUCAGAGGGACACGGAGAAAAGACCUCAUUUGCAGAGAGCUGCCAUCCUCCCGUGAUGUGGCUCUAUGUUUUGGUCAUCCUGGCUCCUCUUGCCACAGGCACAGCUUGGGGUCAACUUGAAGAAAUGCUCCCGCCGCCCGAGGUGGAGACCCUCCAGGGCAAAGUCAAGGGGAAGGUCGCAACCCUGAAAGGAUCUUCAAAGCCUGUGUCCAUUUUCCUGGGCGUCCCUUUUGCCAAGGCCCCUGUUGGACCCCGGAGGUUUGCUGCCCCAGAGCCUGUGGAGCCCUGGAAGGAUGUGAAGGACACCACGUCCUUCCCUCCCAUGUGCUCCCAAAUCACGGGGAAUGGCCCAACACUGUCUGAGGUCUUCAGCAACAAAUUUCCUUCCUCCUCUCCUAAGCACUCUGAAGACUGUCUUUAUCUAAAUAUUUACACCCCUGCUACCCGGAAGAGCAAAGAGCUGCUGCCGGUGAUGGUGUGGAUCCACGGAGGUGGCUUAGUCUCUGGUGGGGCAUCAAACUUUGACGGGCUGGCGCUAGCUACCCAUGAAAACGUGGUGGUGGUGACUAUCCAGUACCGCCUGGGCAUCUGGGGUUUCCUCAGCAGCCAGAGUGACCACGUGACACAGACCGAGCCACGCCACGCCUGA